AAGUGCAAUAUUUAACAUAAAAUUUAUUAGCACCAUUUGUGUGCGUGUAAUAAUUUGAAGAAAAAAGUAAAUUUUUGGAAAGCCGUAGAAGGCAGCCAAGAAGCAGAACGACCAGCGACGACGCAGCAGUAUCAGCGCGUUCUGCAAGUGUAUUAGUGUUAAAGGCGCACAGUCUACACGCGUAAAUAUAUAUGUACAAGCAUAUGUAUGUGUAAAUAAGCAAGCGAAUAUAAUAUAUAUAUAUAUCUAGAUACAUAUAUAUGUACACAAGUAAAUAAGCAAAUUACCAAACGCAACCACAAGAAAAAAGUGAAAUUUCUCAAGGCAGAAAAAUUAAUGAAAUUUAUCGUGCACUUUAUCGGUGUGUGUGGUUAAGUGUGUGAGUGUGAGUUGUGUGUGUGUGCGUGAGAGUUUGGAAAAUUAUUAUAAAUUCCAAGAGGCUGGACGCCAGCGUCUCCGAAGCAGCGCCCACAACAACAACAACAACAAUAAGCAGCAGCUUAACGGAUUUUCUACUCAUUUUUGCUCUUUCCGCGUUAGGUCAAGAUAAGUCAUCACGACGACGCGACGCGCGAAAAUGGCCAAAAUGGAGGUCGACGAUGUCGUCGACUUGAGCCUGAGUUCUGGCCGUGAUCCGGCGCUGACAAUAACGCCGGCCACGACGCCAACGUCGACGCCGACAACGAUCAGCAAUCGAGACCUGCGAGCGUUGACGGCGAAUAAUACCGGAUUAACCAUAACGCCAGCUCCGGGACCCACAGCAACAGCUGCCACAGGCAAUGGCAACGAUACCAACUACAGCAGCAGCAGCAGCAGCAACAACAAUAAUAGCAACAACAACAGUAGCAACAACAGCAGCAGCAACAACAACAACAGCAGCAGCGACGUCGCCACAGCGGGCAGUGGGAGCAGCAGCAGCGCCGCCCAGGAUGAAAAUAAAGUUCAACGCCGCGUCCUGCGGCCACGCACCGAACCCAAAUCAUAUGCCGAGGCACCAGACAUUGUGCUGCUGCCAGCGCGCACGAAUGGCCGGCAGCAGAAUGGCAACAUUGAUUCGGAGACGGACGAUGAGGAGAUGCCGCCGUAUGUGCCCAUCAAGGAGCUGACGCAUGCAGAGCUGAAGGAGCGGGAGAAAAGUUUGCGUAAACUGAGGCAGGAUCUGCGCAAUGAGGAGACCAAGCUGAUGCUGUUAAAGAAGCUGAAGCAGUCGCAGCAGGUCAUGAAGGAGAAUCUGGUGGUGACGCCCACCAGUGUGUCGCCCAACAAUCCACUGGCUGCGAUACCCAGUGCCCUGACAGCGAAGGGGUCGCUCAGUGUGACGCCCACGUCCGCGUUGCCGAUGCCGGCCCACAGCAAGGGGCGGAGUAGCUUGGGCGGUGGAGCAGCCGCUGUUAGCAUAAGCGCCAGCAACAGCCGCAACAUAAGCUCCUCAGCAGCGACGGCCGCUGCGGUGGCCGCAGCCGCAGCAGCUCUGUCAUCCGGCUCGCAGCGCGGCGGCAGCAGCAACCUGAUUGGCAGCGGCAACAACCACUCGAUACUCCCGCCACCUAGAUCCUCGCUGGCAGCAGCAGCCGGAGCGACACUGGCAGCGGGCACAACCAUAACGCCAGCCACAAAUAGUUCGCAUCGAUCGAACGUCUUGCCGCCGCGCACAAAUCUGCCGAAUCUCACGAUUACGCCGUCGGUGACCAUAACGCCAACGUCGGCGCCGCCAUCCAGCCUGAAAGCACGCAAUCCUAAUAUUUCGGAUAAUUCGAAGGUACCUGGGACCAUUAGCAAUUCCGUAUCUAUAACGCCGGCGCCCCCACUACAAUCGCAGCAUCAGAAUCAGCUAAACGAUUUGAAGAAUGAUCGCAAUGCACAGCGCGAGGAAGCUCAGACACCGGCUCAGCGUCAGGCAGCUGCUAAGAUGGCGCUGCGCAAACAGCUCGAAAAGACUUUGCUACAGAUACCGCCACCAAAGCCCCCACCGCCAGAGAUGCACUUCAUUCCCAAUCCAAGCAAUACGGACUUUGUUUAUCUGCUUGGACUAGAGACAGUUGUGGAUUAUUUGACCGUGAACAAGAAGGCGAACGCUGUGGCGGCGCCCUUCCGAUGCGCCCAAUGCAAAAUAGACUUUACGCCCGUUUGGAAAUGGGAGAAACAGACCAACAAGGAGGCAAAGGUCAUCUGUGAGCAGUGCGUGACAUCGAAUGUGAAGAAGGCACUGAAGGCGGAGCACACGAAUCGACUGAAGCAGGCGUUUGUGAAGGCGCUGCAGCAGGAGCAGGAGAUCGAGCAGCGCUUGGCCAGCAGCCAGAGCAGCCCAUCGCCCGUUGAAGCGCAUGCCUCCAGCAACAAUGCCAACAGCGUCGCCUCCGCCCAUCAGCAGCAACAGCAGCAGCAGCAUCAGCAGCAACAACAACAGCAGCAGCAGCAGCAGCAACAGCAGCAGCAUCAGCAGCAGCUCCAUCAGCAGGCGCUGAGGGAACAACGCGAACAGCUGCAAGCAUCGCAUGCAUCUGCAGCAGCUGCUUUAGUAAAUUUGCCACCUUCGGUUACCGUUAUACCUACUAAAUGCCAGACACCUACGCCAGCACCGCGGCCCACACCGCCGCCGCCAAGCGUACAAAGUCAGCCUACGCCGCCACCGCCACUGAAUCAGUCGGGAAGUACUCAACGCUCCUCGCGUGCUGCAGCCACAGCAGCAGCGGCAGCCAUUGCAGCCCAGCAGGCGGGCAUACUGAGUCCCGGGCCAGCGGCAGCUGCAGCGGCGCAUCAUCACGAGGCGUCGUCAUCUUCAACAGGUCGCUCCUCGGCGCGUACCGAACGCGAACAUCACCAGCACCAUCAUCAGCAGCAACAGCAACAACAACAGCAGCAGCAGCAACAGCAGCAGCAGCAACAACAACGCGAGCAGCAGCAACAGGCGCAGAACUAUGAUAAAUAUUCAGCUGCCACGCUGGCGGCAGCGGCGCAUCUCAGCGCUCUGGGCGGCAUGGGCGGUCUGAAUAUCAACAAUCUGGCAAGUUUGGGUAAUCUCAAUCAGUUGGGCAAUCUGGCAGCACUUGGCGGCUUAGGCAACUUUGGCAACGCCUCGACGGCAGCCAACAACCCAGCUGCAGCUCUAGGAAAUGCAUCGCCAGCAGCGGCCAUGCAAGCCUUUCAGCAGCAGCUAUUUAGAGCACUUGGUCAGGGCUUGGGCGGCAAUCCGCAGCAUAUGAUGCAAUUUGCGCCACUUCUAUACACCUACCAAAUGGCCAUGGCGCAAGCGGCACAAGUGGCAGCUUUCAACAACAAUAACAAGAAGAGCAGCUCCGCUUCCAGUUCAUCGAAGAACUCGAACAAUGCAACCAGCUUGGCUGACAUACAGCGGGCGGCGGAGCUACAGCGUCAGUAUCUGCUGGAGAUGAUACCGCCACAGCAGCCGAGUGGACCCAGCGGCAGUCGCCAGAACAAUUGGAAGGCCUAAACAGAGAACGAGGCUUAAUAUGAACAGUAGCAGCAGCAACAACAACUAACUAACUUUAUAAUUUUUCUUGAUUAGGUAAUUUUAUAAUUUACGCAAGCAAGCAUAAUGUACACGUAAAUACAAUGAUUAUACUACUAUAAUUAUAACAUAAUUAAUUAUACAUAAUUAUACAUACGAAAAGAAAAAAAAAAAACACAUCUUCAACGUAAUUGUUCGUAGUUUCCUUUUUUUGUUAAUACAUGUCGUGUUUCGCUCUCAUUUUCCAUACAACAAUUACGACUACAAUUACAACUAGCAAUAGAAAUCGCAAAAAGAAAAAAAUAAUAAUUAAAAAAAAUCACAGUAAUGAAUGAACACUUUUAAGCUCUUAUAGUAAUUGGAUUUAUACAUAACAUAUGAAUAAUUCAUUGAUUGAUAGUCUAUAAGCAGAUAGCCCCAUUUUUGAAGGGGCCUAAUGCCCCCUCGCCCAAUCCACACCCCUGAAACUCAGUUCUUUGGGGCUGUACAAGUUUAGUUUUCUAUAUAUAUAUAUAUAAUUAUAUGUAUAUAUUCUUAUGUAUAUGCAAAUAUUUUGUAAUAAAUUUUUAAUAUACGCAUUUUAGAUUUUAGUUGUAAACAAAUUUUUAGGGCUCUAAUAAAUUGCACAAUAAUUUUAGUUUUUGCCAGUACAUAAACUAUUUCAUAAAAAUAUACAUACAUGCAUACAUAUACAUACAUUAUGAUACAAUUUAAUAAUUUACUAGACUCAAUUUAUAUGAUCCCACUUCAAAGACGAUAGUACUGUUAUUUAGUUGAUCUUAACUCGUUACAAACCCCGAUUCACAUAUGCAUCGAAAACAUCAAAUGCCGUUAAUACAAUAUUGUACAUAAAAUAUCCAAAUAUAUAUAUAUACACACAUAUAUAUACUAUACAAAACCUAACAUACCAAGAAUACAGGUUAUCCAAAGUUUUCAACCAUUUUCAUGGAUAUGCCUUUCGAACAACUAAAAAGAAAUGAAAAACAAAAAGGGAAAAAUUGAAAGCACGUAAUAUUGACUGAAAUUUAGCAUAUUUUGUAGUAUCUCAAUGGACAUGCAUCAGCUUGCAUACAUUAAGAACGAAAUUAGGCACAUUUUCGGCAAAAUAGGCUUUAUAUAUAUAUGGAAUGAGAACGGAAACGGAACCCGAAGCGGAUGGAAAUGGGAACAGGAAUAGAAACAGAAGCAGGAUGAAGGUUACAUUUAGGCGAAUCAUUCGGAACACACAAACCAAAAUUCAUUUUUGGACAUGCGAAAUCAAAUUGUGAUCAAAUUAUAAAACGUAAACAAGAAAAGUGAAAAAAUCCAUAAUUAUUUUUAGCUAACUAAGUUUAAAACAUGCAUUGUAAUUCGAAUUCAAAUUAAUAACAGCCGAUAACGAUAAGCAAAAACACGAAAAGAAAAAGAAAAAAAAAACAAACAAAAAACAACCGCAACAGUAACAGCGUUAGUUUCAAUGUGUAUGUGUUUGAAAUUCUAUGCUAACUAUAAAAAAUAUAAGAUAUGCAUAUAAACAGUUUUUAAACCAA
Drosophila mojavensis is the source of this 4998-nucleotide messenger RNA. It is a transcript of the gene simj, whose product is annotated as alpha-protein kinase 1. Gene Ontology annotation, cellular component: NuRD complex. Gene Ontology annotation, biological process: negative regulation of transcription by RNA polymerase II. The coding region runs from base 578 to 3451 and encodes 957 amino acids. The transcript has 9 exons. The record is from RefSeq and is a predicted model, not a curated record. NCBI's taxonomy places the organism in Eukaryota, Metazoa, Arthropoda, Insecta, Diptera, Drosophilidae.